UAUUUUUUGUGGGGGGGGGGGUGAAAUGUCAGAGAGUUCAUGAAGAGUUUAGGGGCCUCAGACUGGUGUCCUGCUGCUGCAGUUCGUGGUUUCCUCACAACAAGGGACGGCGUGACGCCCUUUAACCAGUCAGGCGAGUCUGUCACAUUCCCCGCGCUGCUAAUACUUUCCUCGUGUCCCUGCCGCUGCCACUGAGCCUCGGCCUCUCCCAUUCGCUCCCCGCGGGGGCAGCAGCAGCUCCUGUGCCAGUCUCCCCCUCCCCCCCGCAGCUGACGGAGCGUUGAGCCGCACGUGAGCUUCAUAUGACACUGGGGCAGCAGCUGGAUCACUCGGCACCGGGCGUGCUGCUUGUCACAGGGAGGCGGGACACAGAUAGUCUCCUCCCACCCGUCACACGCCUCCCCUCCCACCCAUUUAACCAGAGGCUGAGGCACAGCAGAGCAGCAGUACCUAACGGGGAAAGGUACAAGCUGUGUGCUCUCACUCUACUCUCACUAGCCCUGGACGAGCCCAUUCGCUCCGUCAGGUUCAUGCCACUGACUGGAAUACACACACCCACCCGCUCCAUUCCCAAACAGCUGCCACUCGGGGAUUGUGCCAUGGACAGAAUUCCCAGCGCCCAGCCCGCCUGUCUGGAGAGAGCCGCGUCCCUGUCUGGGAUGGACUUCUCCCAUAUGUAUCCCGUCUUCAAACACAGGAAAGGUCUGAAGAGGUGUGAGGAGAGCAAGCAGGACACAUACAAGCUGCCACACCGGCUUAUCGAGAAGAAGCGGCGGGAUCGAAUCAAUGAGUGCAUCGCUCAGCUGAAAGACCUGUUGCCGGAGCACCUCAAACUGACUACUUUGGGUCACCUUGAGAAAGCCGUGGUUCUGGAGCUGACCUUGAAACACGUGCAGUCUUUGUCCAGUCUGAUCGAGCAGCAACAGCAGCAGAUCCUCACACUUCAGAGUGGGUCCCCUUCUGAGGAAAGCAGAAUAUCUGCAGAGGAAAUGUUCCAUUCAGGGUUCCAGCUCUGUGCAGAGGAGACUUUAUGCUUUCUACAGGGCGGAGAAAGAAAAGAGCUGGUGGCCCAUCUUCAUCGGGUGGCUUCGAAGCUUGGCAAGAGCUCUCCCAGUUUUCCAAAACUUCCUGAGAAACCUGUACCCAAGGUGCAAGCAACCAACUGUGUCCCUGUUAUACGCCGUGCAGCCCCUCUCCCAUCUGGAGAACAGAGCGGGACCGAUACAGAUACGGACAGUGGUUAUGGUGGGGAGGCUGAAAAGGGUGAAUGCCAUCCUGAGAUUACAGAGAAGGAAGAGGCCCCCGCUUUGGAAAGGAUCAUCAAACAGGAAAAGGAUGGGAUACCCAAAAAGAAACCCAGGAUCGAGGCAACUGAGGAAGAAACACGGUUUUGCAGUAGUGACCUCUCAUCUUUGGGUGUUUAUCCAACUCAGCCUCCCUUAUGCCUUCCCUUUUAUUUUAUUCCUCCUUCAGCCAAUGCCUAUCUUCCUAUGCUGGAAAAAUAUUGGUACCCCAAUGGGUCAGUGCCCAUGAUGUAUCCUCCAAUAUCGCAUUCUGGUCUGUUGAGUCAAGAUACUUGUAAACCUCAGCAUGCUACUCCACAAACUGUAUCGCCCUUGGAUUCUUCUGCACUGCUACAAGCUCUCAAACAAAUGCCUGCCCUGGGUACAGAACCUAAGGACUGACCCAAUGAAGGCAAUCACCAUGGCAAUGCCAGCAGUAGAAUCCAACAAAGAAGGAUCAUUGGCUCCUCAGUAUGAGAUGCCCAUGGAAGAGGUAUCUGCCUCCCCAGAGGAGGUCCAUGGAAAUGGCGGACACUUGUAGGAGAGAAGGAUUGGGCACUAUAGGUCCUGACUGUCAUUUAGGACUGUCAUUUCAUUAUUGUGUUAUACUGUACACUACAGGACAACACAUGUGAGCCAACGCAGUGAUAAUAUGUGAAGAUGCCUCUGUCUUGAACUUCUGGCUGAUUUUUGGAAGCUGCUAAAAUUAACAGAGAUGAAUGUAAGGGGUAAAAAAGACUUAACCUUACAAUAAGUGCUGUGUGACAGAACACCCCAAAGGAAGAGAAACCCUUUAUAACCAAUGGGCCUACAUGUUAUCUGCAAGCCACAAAGCCCCCAAAGAAGCACUCUUGGCUUGCUGAAGAUAAAGGCCCAACGAUAUUGCACUUUAUAUUCAGAAUACAAAACAAUUCCAUUCCUUUGGGUCCCAAACCUAGGUUCCAGGAAUAACGCUUAUUUUAAUGUAUUCAUAUUUUUGGGAAAAAUAAAAAUCUUUAUUUCUUGA
This is a messenger RNA of Xenopus laevis (African clawed frog), 2289 nucleotides long. It is a transcript of the gene bhlhe40.L, whose product is annotated as basic helix-loop-helix family member e40 L homeolog. Gene Ontology annotation, biological process: negative regulation of transcription by RNA polymerase II. Bases 303 to 1685 code for a protein of 460 amino acids. Gene Ontology annotation, molecular function: protein dimerization activity. The record is from RefSeq and is a predicted model, not a curated record. Lineage: Eukaryota; Metazoa; Chordata; Amphibia; Anura; Pipidae. The transcript is spliced from 5 exons. Gene Ontology annotation, cellular component: cytoplasm; nucleus.